Molecule: messenger RNA, 679 nt
Organism: Cladocopium goreaui
Lineage: Eukaryota; Dinophyceae; Suessiales; Symbiodiniaceae
Source: the annotation of a GenBank genome assembly
UCAUGGCUCAAGCAUUUAGGGACCGGCCGCGACGACGCCCCGAAGCGAUCUGCUUCGCGGUAGCGGCUCUCAUUUUUGCGUUGCCAUUCGGAUCUCCGUGCUUUCAGCCUGGGUUCCAAAGUCGGCUGUCUGUAGCUCGCAAUGCAUACAUGGAAGAGGACAAGUCGGGAUGGUCUGAGGCUGAGAGACAAGCCUUGAGCUUUCUGGAGGAGAAGCAGCCCAAGUGGCGGCGCAGCUAUCUUGGCCCCAAGACGGAGGCACAAGUGCGUGAGACCUUUCAGGCCAUAUCUUGGGCUGCAGGAGGAGAGACGCAGGGGCUCAAAGCAAUUGAAAAGAACUUGGCGCUUAUGGUCUUUCUGCCAGAGCAGAUCCGAGCCUCUGCAGAAGCCCUGACGGGAGAGCUCGGCCAAAAGGAGGCGUCUGACAUCAUUCAGAAGAACCCUGGAGUUUUGACCAUACCUCCUGAGAGCAUCAAGCAGAAUGUCGGUGCAAUUGUUCCAUUGUCCAGUGUUGUUGGCUUUUUCUCGGACAACCCGAUGAUUUCCCAAGGACUCUUUGCGAUCCUAGGUAUUGCCGUGAUCUAUGCAGUGGUGGUUGUUGGCGUGAUCAACCCACUAAUCAAAGCUUAUCCAGGCAACCAAUGAUGUACCCUUAGCAUCCCUGGAGCAAAGUUGGAAAA